Messenger RNA from Oppia nitens, 2620 nucleotides. RefSeq lists its product as uncharacterized. Gene Ontology annotation, cellular component: nucleus. Gene Ontology annotation, biological process: regulation of transcription by RNA polymerase II. NCBI's taxonomy places the organism in Eukaryota, Metazoa, Arthropoda, Arachnida, Sarcoptiformes, Oppiidae. The record is from RefSeq and is a predicted model, not a curated record. The transcript has 3 exons. Bases 275 to 2599 code for a protein of 774 amino acids. Gene Ontology annotation, molecular function: RNA polymerase II cis-regulatory region sequence-specific DNA binding; DNA-binding transcription factor activity, RNA polymerase II-specific.
UACAGUAUUUACAGUGAAGUUGACUAACGAUUGUUGAGUUCAAUAGAAUGUCAAUACAAUGAUUGCGUGAAUGCAUUGCAUUGACUCACAGUUUAAUAUAUGUUUAUGUGUUGUCAAUGAACUCUAUAUGAGUGACAAAUGGGAAGCACUUGAGGGCACACUAUCUGAGACAUUGACAUCAAUGACACCAAUGAUACACCAAUUCCUACUAAUUAUCAACAAAAGUGACCUAAUUUGGUGAUGUCUUAACACAAGACAAUGUCAUUACCAUAAGAUGCCUAAAAGUGACAGUAAAGUCGGUACACAACUGACACAAGAAAGUCGACUCAUCAUACAAGACAUGGAUCAGUUGGAUGAGUAUAUUGAUGUACGAAUCAAUAAUAAUAAACAACGGUUUGCCUGCAAAUGGACUGAUUGUCACUUUGAGUCCAAUCAGAAGAGUUGCAUUCAAAGACAUAUCCGCAAUAAACAUCUAAAUGAUAUCAUUACUGAUGAUCAACAAAGUGGUGAAUCAAAGUAUUGGGAAAAGAUUGAGAACUCAAGUAAAAGUUGGUUCAAGAAGUCAAAGAAUAACAAACAAAUAGAUAUCAUCAAUGAAGAAGUGACACAAAAAGUUAAUAACGAUAACGAAGAAGAUUUAGUUAAUGAACGACAAGUUUUGGUGUCAUUUACCGGUGAUGACGAUGUAAAGCCAACUUUAAAAGAUUUUUUUGUUAAUGAUAAUCAAUGGUUUGAGAGAUUAUCAUCGAUGGCCGAAAUGCAAUCGUUUCAAUCAUUAAGUAGUAACGAAAUUAAACAAAACAUAGAUGAAGAAGAAUCGAUUAAGACUCACUUGAAUAUCAGUAAUAAUGAAGAAAAUAUUCUUCUGAGUUGUAAAGGAUUGGCUUCGAUGUCGAAAGUGAGACAAUAUUAUGAGAGUCAAGUGAUAAACGGAGAGAAAUUCUUUUUGUGUAAAUGGCAGAGAUGUGAGUUCAAGACUAAGAAGAGUCAAAAGAUAGCACAACAUAUAAAUCUGUCUCACAUUGGAGUCGAGUUUAAGUGCAAUAAACCUAAUUGUAAUAAAGUAUUUAAGAAUCCAAACACAUAUCGAGAACACCAGAAGAAUCACAUUUGCGGGUUCGGUAUAUUUGGUUACGGAUCUAAAGGAGUGAUCGGUGUUUGUCGUAAUGAAAAUUUGAAUAGAUAUCGGGAGAGAGUGAUCAUCGACUCGAAGAAGUUUUAUCGAUGCAAAUGGGAAGACUGUAAUGCUAUUACUCGAUAUCAUAUGGCAAUGAAACGUCAUCUUCACGGUCAUGUGUGUCCUUAUCGGGUAAAUCUGAAGCUAAAACAGAACCAACAGGUGAUAAGUGAUAUGAAAUCAGAUAAUUGGAAUCUGGAUUUGGGUUUGGGUUCGGGUUCAAUACCGUCGACUUCAACGACAUCGAUGAAUGAGAUGACCGGUGCCGAAGACAUGAGCUCAUCAUCGUUGUCAGUGUCAUCUGAUUCUAACAGUGAUGCCAUACAUCAUACAAAUAAAAAUACAAUUAAGAAUAAUAAGACAACAUAUCAAUGUCGAAGACCGAAAUGUGGCCAAAGUUUUGUGUCAAAUGAAGAUCUAAUAAAACACGAAAACUUUUUGUGUGAAUUGAUUAAAAAACAAAAUAACAAUUCGAUGAAUGAAAAUAAUUUGAUGGAAAAUAUGUUAGGAAUGAGUCCGAAAAGUAUGGAUAUGAAUGAAACUAAUGGUUACACAAGUAUUAUGCAAAACACAUCGAUUGCAAACAUUGAAAUGAUGGCAAAUGUGGACAAAUAUAUUAGCAAAACAAUGACCAAUGGAGUUAUGUAUUACUUAUGUAUUUAUGAUAAUUGUCAAUACAAUUCAAAGUUAUUGGAUAAAACAAUUGAACACAUCCAGAGUCAACAUUUAUCUGAAAUUAACUUAAAGCUUAAUAAAAAUCAAAAUAUAGCCAACAGUGAAAUAAAUGAUAAUUUUUGUGUUCAGCAAAAUGGCACAAAAAGAUCUGCUAUUUCAUUGAAAACAGAAUCUCAGGAAUCAGAAAAUUUAGCCAAAAAAUCUAAAAAUAAUAUCAUUAUAGAUGUAAGUACUUCAUCAUCAAAUCAAUCAUCACUUUCAUCAACAACAUUGGGUACAAAAAUAGCUAAAGUCAUGUUUGAAAAACAUACUAUCAAUGGACAGACAUUAAUAUUCUGUUCAUACAAUAGCUGUGAGUUUUUUACAAAAGCAAUGAAUGAAAUGGAAAGACAUGCGAAUGAAAUGCACACUCAGUUGUAUGUUUGCGAUGUGACCGACACUUGCGGUAAACAGUUUAGGACAGCAAUUGCCUUAACUCAACACAAAUUGAAUCAUAUCUGCGGCUUCAAUAUAAAGGGUCGCAAACCAACCGGUGUUUGUGAUUUGGAUAACAUUAGGAAAUAUAGAGAUGAAGUGGUUGUCGACAAUCGACUGAUAUAUCCGUGCAGAUGGUGUCCGGACGUAACAUUUGAUAACCGAUUGAUAGCUUUAGCGCACAUUCAUAACCGACAUAUCUGUCCCAAUAGAUUGUCCACUUUAAACAAUAAACAUUUAUCAAAACUAAGUGCAAAUAAUGAAACAAAUUAAUUGACAAAUAUUUAUACAACA